CUCUGUUAUUUUGUUCGUUGUUGCUUUCGUUUAGCUGAAUUUGGAAUGUGGUGACCAUUGAAUAGUUCUUAAUCUUCAACCUACACAAUUUCAAAAAAAAAUCUGUCAUCGUAGCGAAAAAAAAGAAACAUAAAAGAGAAUAUUGGUCAAGUGUUUACGAUAUUUGAUUUAUCUACUGCAAUACACUACUUUCUCGUGUAUGUGAGUGUGGUUAGUCUUUCCACUUGACUACAUCGUUCGUUUACAGAAAUAACACGUACAUAUUGACAUCGCGACUGCAUCAUUAGCGGACAGUGUUCCCGUACAAAAAAAAAAGUUGUUCAUUUGACAUUCCAUUUGUGAUGUUCCACGAUUGAAAGUCCAUCCAAAAACCGAACAAAAGAGAAACAAUCACAAAAAACAGCAACAAAAAGAACGACGAGCGGUGAGUCGUGAGUGUGCGAAUUAUUGAGCAAUCGUCAGAGCACCGAAAGAAGAAGAAGAGAAAAAAAAAAACAAAAGUGCGUUGUUGGUGUUUAUAUGAGUGUGUUUGUUGUCGAGCAAGCGACCUUGCCGUUUCCUUUUAUUUUGACAUUUAAAUUACCACUCGAGCCUACCACUCAUUUUUUAUUGAGUCACUCAGAGAAUCGACAACGACGACAACGACAGCGACAGCCACAACAUUGGCGACGAGUGUGAAGUGGGAACCGUGCAAAAUACGCAAUGGUUUGAUACAUUUCGUAAUUCGGCCUCAGUAGUGGUUGCAUUCGAAUCGAGCGUAAAAGUCCACGGUGAACGAGCGAGCACAAGUGAAGAUUGAAUGUGAAUUUUUAGUCGUGUAUUACUGUUCACCAUUGAGUGUCACGUAUUCAAUUUUUCUGCAUGUGCAAGUUGCAUGGGCUGUAUAUUGUAAUUACAACAACAACAACAACAACAACAACAACAACAACAACAACAACAACAACAACAACAACAACAACAACAACAAUAACAGUUGAAAAUUGAGAAUAAAAAAAACAUCAAUCGUAUACUCUCUCGAAUCGAACAAAAAAAAUGACCUCAAUAACAAAUAAAACUGCACACAGUGCUGUUUCCGCUUCGUUGAAAUCGGCCGACAUGUCAGUGAUAAAAAAUCGUUCCAGUAUGAAUGAGUCAGAUUUGCAGGCUGAAUUGAUUGAAGUAAUACCGGAGCUACCGUUUAACGAUAGCGAAGACGAUUUUAGUGAAUACAGUGAUGAUAUCGAGCAACAUAGCCAUUCAUUUCAUCUAAACGAUGAAAAUGACGAUGAUGAAGAACCAUUCGAUGAAUAUGCCUAUCAAGUGAUGUCGAAUCAUAGUGAACCACAAACAAUUUGGUUUGACAAUUCCCAAUUAAAAUCGUUACCGAUGAAUGGCAAUUCAACGGGUGACAGUGAUGAUGUGAUAUUAAUCGAUGACGAUGACAGUGAUGGUGAUUUUAAUGAAAAUAGCAACGGAGGCCUUACACACGAACCUUCUGGAAAUUCUUCUUCUGCCGAACAAAAAGUUUAUUCAUGUGAUAUAUGCAAAGCACGAUUGUCCAGUAGCUAUAAUCUAAAACGCCAUAUGAUGAUUCAUUCUGGUGAAAAACCUUUCGAAUGUGACAUUUGCAAACGACGCUUUCGAGAACAAAGUGAUUUAAGAAAACAUAAAAAAGUCCACAACAAUAUUUCGGCAAAUGUAAAAUGUUCGGUGUGCAAUCGUAAUCAACCAUCGAGCCGUAAUUCGACAAAAUGUGUUUCGUGUGAAAAACAACAGGAAACAACAAAACGGUACAAUCACAAUUCAGUAUCAGAUAACCUUGUGCCACGCAUUGAUGCCAAUAAUAAAAAAGCAUUCGUGUGCAAAUAUUGUGAUAGAGCCUUUGGCAGCAGCUCAAAUCUAAAGAGACACGUUAUGAUACAUACUGGUGAGAAACCAUUUUCGUGUUCCGAAUGUAAGAGGCCAUUCAGAGAAAUGAGCACGUUGAAAAAACAUUUGAUAACACAUCGCAAACAGAAUGGAUUUAAUUCAAACACCGUUUUAAAAACGAUGAGUUUUACCGAACCGAAGCAAUUGCCAAUGGCAAAACCAUUGAAACUUACACAAUUUCCACACAGUUUACACAAAUGUCCACUGUGCAAGACAAUUUGUCGUGGCACCGAAAAUCUCAUGAACCACAUUACCACAAUUCAUCGGCCAAAUAUUGGAAAAACCAAAAACAAUGGAUCUUCCGACAAUACGAUGCGAAAACAUUCCAAAUCACCGCCACCACUCAUUCCAAUCAACAAAGCCGCCUUCAACUGUUUGAAUGCCAAAAGAAUUUAAAGUCAAAAUAACAAAUCUACAUUCCGAUAAAAAAUUUACACUUGUUACUAUCACGCAUUUUGUACACACGUUUUACGAAAAAGAAACAUGUCUUUCCAAACAUUUUCUUCACAAUUAUUAAUGAUGUAAAAGUAUUUAGAUAUUAUCUUAAGCCAUUCUACAUAGUGUGAAAUUAGACUAUACUUCGUCUAGUAUACGCCUAUUUUAGGCUAUUAUAAAAAAAAUCCUUUUUUCUUAUUUUCUCUUUUGCUUUUUGGCUCCAAAAACAAUGGCAGAUGUUAAAUUAGUUUGUAAGCAACGUGAACAAAUUUCCACACAGAACUAUAACAGUUAUUCUAUGAAUCAAUGACAUUCCAUGAAAUAUAUAUAUUUUUUAUAAAUCUAUAGAAGAAA
Molecule: messenger RNA, 2697 nt
Organism: Contarinia nasturtii (swede midge)
Lineage: Eukaryota; Metazoa; Arthropoda; Insecta; Diptera; Cecidomyiidae
Product: zinc finger protein 431-like
Exons: 4
Coding region: 1033-2304 (423 amino acids)
Biological process (GO): regulation of transcription by RNA polymerase II
Cellular component (GO): nucleus
Molecular function (GO): DNA-binding transcription factor activity, RNA polymerase II-specific; RNA polymerase II transcription regulatory region sequence-specific DNA binding
Source: RefSeq, a predicted model, not a curated record